UGCCGCCCUUUUCAUGCAGUUCUUUAUCCAAGAACGUUGUAGACCGAGGCAUUGCGCUGAAACUCUUGGCAGUAUGGCCGGAGUGUGUUGAAAAAAAGUAAAGGCCCAGAAAUUAAAAGACAAAACACCCACCCACCCCACGCUCCCGUUUUUUCAAGAUUACUUAAAUGUUUCCCGUGCCCUGAUUCGUACUUUUUGGUUCGGGUCUGCUAUCUUUUCCAGUAAUCAUACUAACUUGUUUGGCUUUUCUGAUAUGAACAUGAAUGCUACGUUCCUUUCUAGUGUUUGCAUCUGAAGAAAUCCUGAAAAGCCUUCCGCUGCGCAGCUAUGACUAGCACCCAGUCUGCAAAAGGAGAAAGGCCGGAGCUCUACACAAUCCCGAGCCACAUACACAAUCAAAGAAGCACCUAUCUCUGUAUUGGCAAUAUAGGACAGAUGCCUAAUUUCUUGUUGAAAGAUUAAGUACAUAAAGGGAGACCUUUUUACUUGUCCUGAAACAGAAUCCUUGGCUCAUUGUAUCAGUGCGGAUUGUCAUAUGAGUGCUGGGAUAGCUGCCAUUUUUAAGAAGAAGUUUGGUGGUGUUCAAGAGAUCUUGAGCCAACAAAAGAAGACUGGAGAUGUAGCUGUUCUGAAGAGAGAGAAUCGAUAUGUGUACUAUCUGAUUUCAAAGGACAAAUACUUUCAUAAGCCUACAUAUGGCAAUCUACAGAAGAGUUUAGAAGCUAUGAAAAUCCAUUGUCAGAACAAUGCUGUAACUUGCGUUUCUAUGCCCAAAAUUGGGUGUGGACUUGACCGCCUGGAUUGGAGUAAAGUUUCAACAAUGCUUGAAGAAGUAUUUGAAGAUACAGAUGUUAACAUUAUAGUUUAUACCCUUUAAUUCUUGGGACAAUCAUCUUGUUUCCCUGUUGUAUUCUAUUUUUGUAAUUGAUUUGGGAGAAGAUGGUAGGAUAAUCUUAGUCUCAGUUUCCUUCGCUGUUCCAGCCAUUUCCCACCAUUGCUAGUGUCCGAUCAUAAACAAUAUUUUGGAGAAAUGUAUAGUUGGCUCUUUCAAGAAUUCUCUGUCUAAGCAGCAGAUAUGUCUAUUGUUCCUUUAGUAAAUGAAGCUACUAGUUUGAAAGACAAACAAAAAGCCUUGCAUGGCUAUGUUUUGGUUAGUUUAGCACUUUUUGCUAUGUAGUCUUUAACUGAGUAUAUACAUCUUCAACAGUUUACCAUUGAAGUACCAUAGUUGUUCAUCUUAUUCUGAAAUACAAAUAAACCUUUACUUUUGUGUAAAUUU
Molecule: messenger RNA, 1279 nt
Organism: Elgaria multicarinata webbii
Lineage: Eukaryota; Metazoa; Chordata; Lepidosauria; Squamata; Anguidae
Gene: OARD1
Product: O-acyl-ADP-ribose deacylase 1
Exons: 6
Coding region: 536-877 (113 amino acids)
Biological process (GO): peptidyl-glutamate ADP-deribosylation
Source: RefSeq, a predicted model, not a curated record